Molecule: messenger RNA, 348 nt
Organism: Prinia subflava (tawny-flanked prinia)
Lineage: Eukaryota; Metazoa; Chordata; Aves; Passeriformes; Cisticolidae
Exons: 2
Coding region: 157-348 (63 amino acids)
Source: RefSeq, a predicted model, not a curated record
GGGGGUCGGUAGGGCGGCCUGUCAGGGGCAUGGAGUUGGCUGGGUGUAGGAGCAUUUCCGAGUUAUAGCUUUGUAGCCGCUCACACCAGUGAGGAAUUUUGGUGUAAAACCUGAGUAUACGUGCAAAAUCCCACAGAAGGUAGAUGCCAGUUUGCAAUGGGUCUUAAAACCUUCUGGAACGACUACAAAGUUCUGAUUGUUAUGGGAACUGGCCUGGGGCUAGUGCACUGGGGCUGGUAUUACUUGAAGUCCAGUUCUAUUUUCCAAGUGAAGACAGAGGAUUUUGUUCCAGAACCUGGGAUUAUGACAUUCACGAUGCAAAGCGAUCGCAAAAAUAAAGAAAAAUAG